Messenger RNA from Dictyostelium purpureum, 1505 nucleotides. RefSeq lists its product as uncharacterized. Lineage: Eukaryota; Evosea; Eumycetozoa; Dictyosteliales; Dictyosteliaceae. The transcript has 3 exons. The coding region runs from base 576 to 1505 and encodes 309 amino acids. The record is from RefSeq and is a predicted model, not a curated record.
AGUAAAUUAGAUUUAAUAGAUUUGUGUUGAUGUUCCAUCCCCUUUUUUCUACAAACAGUAGUGUUCGAUAUCAAUUCAAAUUUUAAUAAAUAAUAUAAUACAGCUAUAUAAUUUUUACUUUAAACCCAAUAAAAUUCCAAUCUACUUUACUUCAAUCCAUUUCAAUUUUUUAUAGUGUGUCUGUUGGGUAUUUGUUGGGUGUUUGUUGUUUGGGUGUUUGUUGUUUGGGUGUUUGUUGUGUUUGUGCUUUAUAAAUUUAGUUCAUAUAUUUUUAUUUUUCAUCAAACAUAUUUUUCUUUUCUUAUAACCAUUCAUAUAAUUAGAUUAUAAUGGCAACAAAAAUAUAAUUAUAAAUAAAUAUAGAAAUAAAAAAAAAAAAAAAAAAUAAAAUAGGAUUACAACCACUUAAAAAUUAUAUUAUAUUUUUAAAAAAAUAUUUAAAACUUUAUAACUUUUAUUCAAACCCAAAAAACAUAUACAAAUAAUAGCAAUAAUAAAAACAGCUUUAAAUAUUUCAUUUCAUUUUCUAUAAAUUCUUCUUAAAUUGCAAAGAAAAUUUAUAAUUUUUAAAAAAAAUGUCUUAUGAUUGUCUUCUAGAGAUAAUUAAAAAAGAAACAUUACCAUCAAUUAAUGAAUUUCUCUGCUUUGAUACUUUCAUAAAUCUACCCCCAAAACAAAAAGGUAUCCGUAAAUUAACAGAUCCAUCAGAGCACUGUUAUUCAAGAAAAAGACUCGCUGUCUCAGAACCAUCAAAUUCUAACUGCGAUCCAUCUAAUGUCUUAGAUGAUUCUAAACCACUCAAUACUCUUCAAACUGACAAUGUUUUAGUUAAUACAUAUCCAAACCACAAUAAUGUCUAUCCAGUUCAACCAAAUUUCCAUGAUAAGAGUACUCAGCAAACCCAACCAAAUGUACCGCAAAUCGUUCAAACUCAAUCAAAUUUCCAUGGUAUGAAUACCCAGCGAACCCAACCAAAUAUAUCGCAAACCAUUCAAACCCAAUCAAAUAUAUCGCAAAUCGUUCAAACCCAACCAAAUAUAUCGCAAACCGUUCAAACCCAACCAAAUAUAUGGCAAACCAUUCAAACCCAACCAAAUAUAUCGCAAAUCGUUCAAACUCGAUCAAAUCUCCAUGAUAUGAAUACCCACCGAACCCAAUCAAAUGUAUUGCAAACCGUUCAAAUCCAAUCAAAUUUUCAUGGCAUGAAUACCAUGCAAACCCAAUCAAAUAUAUCGCAAACCGUUCAAACCCAAUCAAAUGUAUCGCAAACCGUUCAAACCCAAUCAAACUUUCUUGAUAUGAAUACCCUACAAACCCAACCAAAUGUUUCGCAAACCGGGUUCCAACUAACCCCAAAAUAUAAGGAACGUCUAACUGCAAUAAAGAUACAACAAACUCCUCAAUAUAAUAUCCGAGAACAAGAAAGAGGACAGUUAAAUGAUCCACAACAGAUUAGACAACAACAACAACCACAAUACACACAAUACACACAAUACCUACAAUAA